ACCCCCUAUAGAUUUUCUCCACUCUCUUUCUCUCUCUAGAAUACACUACGAUUUAUUCUCUCUUUCUUCGGUUCCAAUUUCUUCCACCUGUUUUCUUUUCUCCCUUGGCAUUGCAAACAACGGCGCUCACAACUCACUUUACGAGUUCCGAAAUAGUCAAGUCUUUCUCUAGACCUUCGUAUCUUCGGUCUGAGAAACUUUUCUUUUGAAAUCUGAACAUGGAGAUAUACAAGACAGGAAAAGAGAGCAGCAGACAUGGCUAAAAUUUUUUUGGUAGGAUCUUGAUGAAUUAUUUGCUGUGAAGACUGCGGAGAGAUGCAAAUGCACUUGUAGGAGCUUGCGCGUGGAAUUUGUAGUUUCAUGUGGUGGAGUGUGAUAGAUAGCUCGGAUAUUUAUGCUAUGAAGUGGCUUUUGGUUGGGGGAACAACGAGAGUUGGGGGUUAAGAUUUUGAAUUUUCUUGGCUUAUUUAUUUUGCAAGAUAGUUUGUUUGGGGUUCCUCUUUUAUGGAUUUAUUACUGGGUUUUGGCUUUCUCCCGCAGUGGUUUAGAUUUUUGCAUUGGUCGAUGAUAUCAAUGCAGUUCUGGGUACGCAGAUGAUUGGACCGGAUUUUCCUGCAUGAAAUGCAGUGAUACGAUCUGAAGAUUAGUGUAUCUGCAUUUUGCCAGGAAAUGAAUUCCAGCAGCCCCCUUGUGAGUUUGUGAUGCGAGUGGUCAAUUUUACAUCUCUAUGUAGAGCUGCAUCGGGAAGCUAAAUAAGAUAAAUUGUCAACCAAAACAAAUGGAUUGAAGAUUAAUGCAUUGGAUGCAAUGUUAAAGGCAUUGGCAUCAGGGUUGUUGUUUUUAUCACUCUUUCUUUCGGUUUCAGCUGCUGAUAAUGGGUUUCGCUGUAAUUGUGAUGAGGAGGGGUUUUGGAGCAUUGAGAGUAUACUAGAGUGCCAAAAAGUUAGUGACUUCUUGAUUGCUGUGGCGUACUUCUCCAUCCCCAUUGAGCUACUUUACUUUGUUAGCUGUUCCAAUGUUCCAUUUAAAUGGGUGCUUUUCGAGUUCAUUGCGUUCAUUGUCCUCUGUGGAAUGACUCAUUUGCUAAAUGGCUGGACUUAUGGACCUCACCCUUUUCAGCUCAUGCUUGCUCUCACCAUUUUCAAAUUCCUCACGGCACUAGUUUCUUUUGCUACGGCCAUAACACUUAUUACCCUCAUCCCAUUGUUGCUUAAAGUCAAGGUGAGAGAAUUUUUGCUGAAGAAAAAGACUUGGGAUCUUGAUCGGGAGGUUGGAAUGAUAAAGAAGCAGAAAGAGGCUGGCUUGCAUGUUCGGAUGCUAACACAAGAGAUCCGCAAAUCCCUUGAUCGGCAUACUAUUUUGUACACAACUCUGGUUGAGCUAUCAAAGACAUUGGAUUUGAAAAAUUGUGCAGUUUGGAUGCCAAAUGCUAGUAGAACAGAAGUGAACUUAACUCAUGAAUUGAAAGAAAGGAACUUCCCAAACACUUACAAUUCAAGCAUUCCAACUAGUGACCCUGAUGUGAGAGAUAUUAAGGGAAAUGAUGGAGUGAAGAUACUUGAUUCCGAGUCAGCCCUUGCUGUUGCAAGCAGUGGGGGAAUUGGCGAGCCAGGAUCUGUAGCUGCAAUUAGGAUGCCGAUGUUGAAGGUUUCUAAUUUCAAAGGAGGUACCCCUGAGAUGGUUCCAGCAUGCUAUGCUAUUCUUGUUUUGGUUCUUCCAGACGGACAGGGUAGAACUUGGAGCGAUGACGAACUUGAGAUAGUAGAGGUGGUUGCUGACCAAGUUGCUGUGGCACUUUCCCAUGCUUCUGUGCUUGAAGAAUCUCAACUUAUGAGAGAGAAACUUGUGGAACAAAAUCGAGCACUGCAACAAGCAAAACAGGAUGCACUAAUGGCGAGUGAAGCCCGGAAUGCAUUUCAAAUGGUAAUGAGUAAUGGUUUAAGAAGGCCCAUGCACUCUAUUCUCGGUUUACUAUCUCUCUUGCAGGAUGAAAAGUUAAGUAAUGAACAGCGGCUUGUUGUUGACACUAUGGUCAAGACUAGUAAUGUUCUUUCAACUUUAGUAACUGAUGUAAUGGAUACUUCGGCAAAGGAUAAUGGAAGGUUCCCUUUGGAGAUGAGUUCUUUUCAAUUGCAUUCUUUGAUAAAAGAAGCCGCUUGCCUCUCCAAGUGCCUCUGUGCUUAUAGGGGUUAUGAUUUUGUAAUUGAAGCUGAUAAGUCCUUGCCGAAUCACGUAAUGGGUGAUGAAAGAAGAGUAUUUCAGGUUAUUUUACAUAUGGUUGGUAAUUUGCUAAAUGGAAGCAAAGGGGGAGGGUUUCUAAUGUUACGAGUAUAUUCAGCCACCGGAAGUCAGAAUGAGCAAAGAUGGGGCAACUGGAGAUCCAACUCGUCUGACGGGUAUGCUUAUAUUAGGGUUGAAGUUGGCAUUUGCCAUACUGGUUCUCAGACGGAGGACAUAUUUCCCGUAUUCCCAUAUGGUGGGCAGAGAUGCUAUGCUGGAGCUGAGGAAUGCAGAAGCUUUAGUGCAUGCAAAAAACUAGUUCAGUUAAUGCAAGGAGACAUCUGGGAGAUACCAAAUCCAGAGGGUUUUGAUCAAAGCAUGGCUCUCGUUUUGCGGUUUCAAGUCCGGCCAUCCAUUGUAUCGGGCAUAUCUGAACAUGGGGAAUCUUCAGAUCAUGUGCAUUCAUACUCACUUUUCAGAGGCCUGAAAGUUCUCUUAGUUGAUGCUGAUGAUGUGAAUAGAGCUGUAACACGGAAGCUGCUCGAGAAGCUGGGAUGCAUUGUGUAUGUCGUCUCAUCCGGCUACGAAUGCCUUAGUGCUCUUGGCCCUUCUGUCUCUUCAUGUCAAAUUGUGCUUCUGGAUCUUCAGUUGCCUGAUCUAGAUGGCUUUGAAGUUACCAUGAGAAUUCGCAAGUUUCGAAGCCGUAACUGGCCGUUGAUCAUUGCCUUGACCGCAAGCGAUGAUGGAGAUACGAGGGACAAAUGUAUGCAAAUCGGAAUGAAUGGCGUUAUUCAAAAACCAGGUUCGUUUCAAGAAAUCGCCUACGAGCUGAAGGGAAUCCUGCUGCAGGCUAACAGGCUACUGUCAUGAUGGGGGCAAGUGAACUGAAAGGAUCAAAGCUCUACCUUGUUAGUCACAAUAAAGAAAAGGGAAAUUUAUUGCUAUAAAUAGCUCGUGGGACCAUUUAUUCAGCAUAGAGAUGUUACAUACACAAGAAUGAUAGUGAAAAUGGUAUAGAAAAUUCAUUCUCGUUCAUAUUUGAUUUUCUUCAGUGAUGCUUCCUUCCUGUCAGGAGCUCUUUCAUAUUUUUUUUUCUCAAAGAUCACUAGACAUGCUAACAGGUGUGUUUGUUCAGAUCAACUACGAAAUACAUCU
This is a messenger RNA of Sesamum indicum (sesame), 3375 nucleotides long. RefSeq names its product ethylene receptor 2. Gene Ontology annotation, cellular component: endoplasmic reticulum; endoplasmic reticulum membrane. Lineage: Eukaryota; Viridiplantae; Streptophyta; Magnoliopsida; Lamiales; Pedaliaceae. Gene Ontology annotation, molecular function: ethylene binding; phosphorelay sensor kinase activity; ethylene receptor activity. Gene Ontology annotation, biological process: response to ethylene; phosphorelay signal transduction system. The record is from RefSeq and is a predicted model, not a curated record.